AUGAAAGACGAAAGAUGUAUUUUUAUCAUAUUGCCGGACGUUACCAACAAUUUCAAAGAUGAAGAGGUCCUAGAAAAACUAGAAGAGAAGAACUUCAUCAUUUUAAAAAAGAAGAAAGUGCAUUUGACAGAAAAUGAAAUAAAGGAAAUAUUAAACGAGAAGCCUGAGCAGUACAGCAAUAUAGGCGAGUUUUACGCGUACGUAGAAAGCGGGCUGUCAGUCAUUUCUUUGGUAGAGCACAUCGAAGGAAACACGGCGGAAAGGUUGAAUUCGCUAGUUAAGAGCACAUCUAUCUUGAUAAAGGAUGAAAAAUACUUCGAAUGCCUAGAAUACCAGUGCAAUUUAAAGUGCAAGAAUGCCCCAUUCUACUUCAGCAAAAAUGACUGGUACUUUAGCAGAGAUCUGAAUUACUUCUUCCCCCCCCGGGACGACAAUUUUCUGGAAAGAACUUUGAUAAUAUUAAAGCCGGACGUGAUAGAUCAGAACAAGAUAGGUGACAUAGUUAAUGAAAUUUUGAAUUUUGGUUUGUUGAUCGUCGCAAUGAAGAGGGGCAUCUUAUCAGCUGAGCGGGCGCGCAGUCUGUAUGAGGGGUCUGCAGGGAAGCCCUACUACGAUGCUCUGAUAGAAUUUAUGACCUCUGCGAAGGGAAUAGUGUGCCUAAUUGUUGAGGGGAAGAGCUGCAUAAGGUUGUCGAAGAUUUUGUGUGGCCCCUCCUCUUCUAUAGUUCCCUUCGAAGACAUGCCGAAUGCGUGUUUGAAGAAGAAGUAUGGAACUUGCGCGAUGCGAAAUGCUGUGCACACCCCCAGUGAGAAUAACAUAGACAGAGAGAUAAACCUAUUUUUCAGUGAAGAAAAUUUUUCUGGAGAAAAUGGCAUUCUGCUAAUAAAGAAAGACGCAUUAAGUGGAGAUGACUUAAACAAUCUGCGAGAUUACUUGCACGAUUACGGAUUCAACGUGUUGGAAGAGAAAAUAAUAUCGGUUGACGAGGAUACUUUGAGAAGUAUGUUUGAAGAACCCAUAAUGGUAGUCCCUAGUGUAGGGCCACAUACGCAGUACGUAAUCAUCACCCUUUCCAGAGUGAACUGCGUCACGUGCCUGCACUAUCUAAUAGGAGGAAAAAGCACCAAGGAAUCCAAAUUGAAAAGGCCAAACAGCAUCAGAAGCAUAUUCAGUCUUGAUAAAAAUGACAUUAUAUUUGUGAAGGAUAAAAAAAAAAUUAACAAUCUCAUAAGACAGUACUUCCUCUUCGAAAAAUACAACGAGUCGAUUACAGUCGACAUGGUAAAGAAUUUUUUGUAUCGCAAAAAUGUGACUUCUUGUGAGAAGGAAGAAGAAAAUAUCAAGUUGAGGGAGGUCUUUCUGGAAUGCUUCACCAAAAUGUGUGAAUCAAAACCGAGUGAACAAACAGCCAUAGUGUGGCUCAGCGAGUGGUUUAAGCAGAAAAAGGGAGAAAUAAUGGCUGACGUAAUGAGAAAGGAGAUGGGGAGAAAAAUGGGGCAUGCGCAUGUUUACCCACUUGGGGGGAAGGAUAAAACACUAAUAGCUGAUGCGCGUGAGGAGGAGAAAGUAAAACAAAGUAGUAAUAUUCCCAUAGGUAGCUCCCGUGGUAAUGCAGGUGGAGGAACCAAAGGGGAAGGUCCUAACCAAAUUAGCAUCUUCCAAAAAGCAUGCAAGGGAAACAAAAAAAUUUUUAUCAUACCUGACAUUUACGACGGUGAAAACAAUACCCAGAUUAGUAGGGAUAAUGAUGAGGUUAUGUUAAAGCUUAUAAAGCAUUUGGAGAGACUAGGUUACAUCAACCUAAGUUUUAUCGAUCUGUGCAUGAAGGAGGAGAAGAAGAAAUCCUUGCUAGGGAAGAAAAUAGAGUACACGAAAAGGAAGUACAACAUGUUGACGGUAGAUUUGGUUAGGCGAAUUCUGAAGGAGAAUCUAGACAGGAAUAAAUCGUACAGCAACUACGUGUUGACUGGUUUUUACGGAGUGAUCGAUUUGGCUUACUUGACGAGAGAGGAUAUAAUCCCCACAUCGUUUUGCUUGCUAGUUCUGAAGGAGGACGCAAAUGUGGAAAGUGAGAAGAUAGGGAGUGGUGAAGGGGAACUGGGCAAGAGAGGGAGAGGUGCACACCUGGAUUCGUUCCUCUCACUACUCCAUGGAGGCGAGAAAAACCUCAUAGACCAUUUUCUAAAUAAGGGUAAAAUACUUAUCUAUCGGAAGGGCAAGAAUUUCUUUAACAACUUUCUUCAAAAUUUGGAAACAGAAAUAGUGAUCCUUCUGGGAGUGAACUUAAAUCACCUAAAGAGUGAAAUAAAAUUUCUCGUGGAAUGUUAUAACUACCUUUUCGUUGAUCAUGUUAAAUUAUUUAACGAGGAGAAGAGGAAGAAGAAACAGGGAAAAAUAUGUGAGGAUGAAUUGGACUGCUCCUCUGCUCCCUCGGAUUUGCUACUGUCCUUCCUCAUUGAACGAUUGAAUUCUCUAAAGGAUAAAGAUUAUAGAAAAUUUGUCCUGUGUAAUUUCCCCCUUAAUAUGCAACAGGUGGAUGCGAUAAAAGGGAAGACUAAUGCAAAGGUGGUGGUUUUUCAUUUUAACUGCAAGGUCGGUGAGAAUUCUGUUCAUUCGGAGUGGAAGGAGACUCAACGGGGGUUGCUUGAACUGGGGAAUAACAGAAAUGGAGGAAGAUACAAAAAAGGCGCUCACUACAAGGUGGAUGAUUCUUUCGUACUAGGGGAAGUUGCUCGAUUGAGUAAAGGGGUGAUAGUACACCAAUUCGAUGUGAACAAUAAAGCGGAGAAGUUGUCAUCAGGUGUGCACCAUCUGUUUGAUCUGAUAAGUGCAGUAAGGAGGAAGGUCAUACUAAUUUCUAACUUAACAUUGAAGAAUGUUGAUUUUAUUGGCCUAUAUCUGCAGUAUGAAUACCCUCGUGUUGUCUUUUGUGAUUUGAAUUUUAUGAGUGAGGGGGAAGGAUCCAAGGAUUAUACGAAUUCCCUGUGGCAUAUGAUUGACGGAGUUUUUGACGAAAAUAAUACGAGUGGCAAAAAUAAGGAAAGAGUAAACGAAAUAAUAAGAAAAAUGAACAAUUUCGUUUCUAGGUUGAAUGCGAGUUAUUUUGUAUUUGGGGGGUUUCCUAGCGACUUAGAGAUAGAGGACUUCCGGAAGUUGGAACUCUUUUUCGACAUCAAGCUGUGCAUAUUGGUGGUACCUGUCAGGGGGGAUUCUGGUAUGGGAAUCGGCGUUUACAGGGAUGAGAAGCCCAAAUCGGCUGACCUACUUUCUCCGGUUCAUAUACUUCCCCCUCUUGACCUGUUCGACGCUGCAUCCGCAGAAGCAUCUCCCCUGGCGGACACGGUACUUUGGUUCUCCAGCAGGGGAAAUCUUCUAACAGUAGAGGCGGGUUCACAGGGGGGAGAGUACCAGGGUGCGAUCAACAGUGUUGGUGGUGAAGCAGAUGAGAAGGCUAUCACUACUGGAGACUCUUCAGGGGAAAAUAUUCUCCCCACGGAUAACCCAACGGAGAGUAUUCAACAAGAUGACCAACUGGAGGAUGAAGAAAAAAAAGAAAUUUUGAAAAAAGUCGAGGACAGAAUUAGACCUAACCUGAUUUGCUACCAGGCCCCAGACAAAUAUGAUGUGCGGGAGUUUGUAAAAAGGAAAAUUGGACGAGACUCCAACGGGGGUUCAUUUCACUGUUUGUUCUGUGAAGACGUGUUAAAGGAGUUACCUUUCAUCAUUGAGGAAAAAUCGGAAGGGUAUAUAAAAAAGCUAGCUGAGAAGAUAAAAACAGAAAAGGAAAAUACGAUAAGGGAGAUUUAUGUGACGUAUCUGGAGGGGCUUGUAAAGCACUCAAGCAAAUAUCUAUUUGCAAAUAUUGUGUUGUGUGAUGUGCCCUUAUGGACGGGUGAGGGGAAUGACACUUGUGUCGAUACAUUUGGUCGGUUCACAAAUUUUAAGAAAGUCAUUCAGCUCGUUCACAGCGUGCAGGGUGAUAACGUGUUCGGAGGUGACGCCAGCGAAUUCCAUGGAGCAAACACUUGUGCGGCGCUGAAUGACGAUCGGGUGUUUGGAGCCAGUUCGCCUGGGGGCAGCAAUGCUCUAGGGUCUUCCCUCGAGGGGGCGGAGAUGAGGGACAAUGCAGACGAGGCAGGAAACCAUAACAACGAGGUAGAUAAGGCUGAUGACAAGGUGGACAAGGCCGACAAGGAAGAGCUGAAUAGCGGGGGCAAACCGAAGGGCAGGUCAAAGCAUGCGGACAAGCUGAGCAAGUAUAACAAAGCGGCUAGAGACCUGCGAGACAUUAUCUCUAAGAAACACGCUGACGUCGAAGUGGCGACCAUUUAUUUGAACAGGGACAUGCCUCGAAAUACGGAUAGUCUCUUCUGCCCCCAAAUCAUUAUCCUGUUCGUUCCUCAGAACGAAAAGCUUCAGUUGCUUCUAUCAUCUCUGCUAUGUUUUCAUUUAAAAAAUUUUUCCUCAAUUAAUAUGGCGCAGGUGGUGCGUGAGGAAAUGGUGAAGGAGCAGAUAAGACGGGGGGUGGCUGGUUCUGAGGUGGAGAAGCUGGAAAAGGGCGGCGUCAGGGGUGGGUGCCACAAUGAUGGGAAUAGCGACCAUCAUAGUUACGAGAAGUAUAUAGUCGAUAGAGCUUUUACAUCCCUGCUUGAUCAAAUAAAGCGAGCAGACAAAAACGUAUUAGUGACGGGGUUCCCCAUUGUUCAGAACAAGUACAGCAAGAGUGAUUACUUCGAGCAAUUUCGCCUUUUCAAGCCUUUUACAAUUAGUGGCAUAAUUUCCAUCUCCUUUGAAGAUACUUAUUUGCACACUUUGGUUGGCCAUGCCAUCCCCGAUGGGGCGCACUACGUAGCCAAGUACGAAGAAGUGAUUCAAACGAUAAAACUGGAGUUCGGUUGCAAAGGGAAGGACAAGAAUAAAUUGUAUUUUGCCAAAAUAACAAACAAGGAAGAUUUACAGCGUGUACUUGGAGAGGUUACUGAAGUUUUUUCAUGCUGA
Molecule: messenger RNA, 4998 nt
Organism: Plasmodium knowlesi strain H
Lineage: Eukaryota; Apicomplexa; Aconoidasida; Haemosporida; Plasmodiidae
Product: nucleoside diphosphate kinase, putative
Exons: 7
Coding region: 1-4998 (1665 amino acids)
Biological process (GO): UTP biosynthetic process; GTP biosynthetic process; CTP biosynthetic process
Molecular function (GO): nucleoside diphosphate kinase activity
Source: RefSeq, a predicted model, not a curated record